Molecule: messenger RNA, 2332 nt
Organism: Dermatophagoides pteronyssinus (European house dust mite)
Lineage: Eukaryota; Metazoa; Arthropoda; Arachnida; Sarcoptiformes; Pyroglyphidae
Product: A disintegrin and metalloproteinase with thrombospondin motifs like
Biological process (GO): membrane protein ectodomain proteolysis
Molecular function (GO): metalloendopeptidase activity
Source: RefSeq, a predicted model, not a curated record
CACCACCAUCAUCAUCAUCAUCAUCAUUAUUAACAUCAUCAUUUUUAUUAUCAACAAAUAAUGGUCGAAAUGAAAAAUGGAUUAAAUUUAAUCAAACAAUUUGUUUUAGUUUACUAGUCUUUCAUCUAUUAGCAACAACAACAUCAUCAAUUUUUUGUCUAACAAUUUUAGAUAAAACAACAACACCAACAACAACAGAUUCCAUUGCCAAGUAUCCCAUUCAUAAACACAUGUCCAAACAAGAUCUCCUUUCAGUGUUUUAUGUCGACUCUCAUGAUAAAGUGCCCGAAUAUGAAUUAUCCAAUAUUCGUUUGUUGACCAAAAGAUCAAUACAAGAACAAAAUGAUAAUGAUAAUAAUGAUAAUAAUAAUGAUAAUGGUGAACAACAUCGACAUGAAGUAUAUUUGAAAGCAUUUGGAAGAAAAAUGCGUCUAAAAUUACAAGAUAAUAAUGAUUUUAAUGAAAGAGUUAAAGAUAUGAAAGUGAUUUUAGCUGAAACAUCACGUAAUGGUAAAUUACAAUAUGUUGAAGAUUUAACAGCUGCUGAUACAAAAAAUGUUGGCACUAGUUUUCAUGAUAAAGACAAUAUGGCUGCAAUAGUUCUUGAUCAUGAUUCCAGAGGCAAAGUACGAUUGCAUGGAACAAUUGGCAAUGAUCUUGUGAUAAAACCUAUACCUGAAACAAUCGAUAAUCAUAAUAAAUUAUUCAAUGAAAUGGAUAAUAAUGAUAAUGUUGUCGAUACGGAUAAUAAUAAUAAUGAUGAUGAUGAUGAAAUGUUUUUAAAUGAUGAUGAUUUUAAACAAUUUAAACGACAACAACAUUUAAAUCAUAAUAAUCAUAAUGAUUAUGAUGGUAUUAAUCAUCCACAAUCGAUGGUAAAUUCAUCAAGAAAAUUAACAAAUGAUAAUAUUCAUAUUAUUUUUAAACGAAAAUUACAUCAAGAUUAUCCACAGCCGCCAACCGAUUUCGCCGUGUUAGAACAAGGUGAUGAAACCAAUGCCAAUAUAUUAUCACCACAAUGGUUAGGUAGUUUUAAUGAAACAAUAAUGAAACGAACGGCACGUCGAAAACGACAAGCACCCGGUACUGUUUGGCCAGAAGUAUUAUUGGUUGUUGAUUAUGAUUCAUUUAUGUUACAUGGUGCAACAAGUCGUGAUGUGAAACGUUAUUUUAUUAGUUUUUGGAAUGGUGUGGAUCUUCGUUAUAAACUAUUGGCACAUCCACAGAUUCGUGUCAGUUUGGCCGGAAUGAUUGUUGCAAAGGAUCGAGAUGCAACACCUUAUUUGGAACGAAAUCGUUUACGACCACCAAAUGCUGAUGCAGUUGAUGCUGCCGGUGCAUUAACCGAUAUGGGAAAAUAUCUUUAUCGUGAAGAUCGUUUACCAACAUAUGAUAUGGCCGUUGUUAUUACUAAAUUAGAUAUGUGUCGUCGACGUUACGAAGGUGGACGAUGUAAUCGUGGUACAGCUGGAUUUGCCUAUGUUGGUGGUGCUUGUGUUGUGAAUAAACGUUUGGAAAAAGUGAAUAGUGUGGCCAUUAUUGAAGAUAGCGGUGGAUAUAGUGGAAUUAUUGUUGCUGCACAUGAAGUUGGUCAUUUACUUGGCUGUGUACAUGAUGGUUCACCACCACCAAGCUAUCUUGGUGGUCCUGGUGCUACUCGAUGUCCAUGGGAAGAUGGUUUUAUUAUGAGCGAUCUACGUCAUACUGAACGUGGUUUCCGUUGGUCAACCUGUAGUGUGGAACAAUUUAAACAUUUUUUAAAUGGUGAGACGGCAACUUGUCUUUAUAAUUUUCCACAUGAAAAUCAAUUAUUACCACGAGUUUUACCUGGCUCAAUGCUUUCAUUGGAUGAACAAUGUAAACGAGAUAGAGGAACAAAUGCCUGUUUUAAAGAUUCACGUGUUUGUGCACAAUUGUUUUGUUUUGAUAGUGCUUCUGGUUAUUGUGUUUCAUAUCGUCCAGCUGCUGAAGGUUCAUCAUGUGGUGAUGGCCAGAUUUGUCGAAAUGGUAAAUGUUUAGCUGAAAUGGAAAAUAUAAUACCAGAUUAUUCACAUGUACAACAAUCAAUACGAGCAAAACCGGAUAGAAUAUUAUCACGUAUUGAUGCUGCACCAUCACCACCAUCACCAAUGCAUAUACCUCCAUUUCGACGAUUUCCACGUCGUGAUCCAUUUUUUCAUCAUCGUCAUAAUAAUAAUAAUUUCUUUCCACAUGCAGCCGCAUCCGAACAAAUUGAUAUUGAUGACAAUAAUGGCCACCACCAACACCAACAACAGCAUUAACAUCAACGAUAAUAAUGAUGCCAAAAAUCUUUUCCAUCAAGUUCCCCCUC